This is a messenger RNA of Bombina bombina (fire-bellied toad), 5322 nucleotides long. It is a transcript of the gene AXIN1, whose product is annotated as axin 1. Bases 295 to 1998 code for a protein of 567 amino acids. Gene Ontology annotation, biological process: negative regulation of canonical Wnt signaling pathway. Lineage: Eukaryota; Metazoa; Chordata; Amphibia; Anura; Bombinatoridae. The record is from RefSeq and is a predicted model, not a curated record. The transcript is spliced from 7 exons.
GAAACACACGCAAGGCGCGCACCCGUCGGCCCAAGCAAGCUCUCACAUAACACCGAGAGGCUCUCACUGGGGCAUGGAAGACACGCAGCCUUCGUUUUGUGAUUUACAAAUUCUACCGAAAACACCCUUUGGCUAAGGCUUGAUGGGUCACUCUAGAGCGGAGGGCCCGGCGCGUUGUACCGGGCUGGGAGCCGGGCUAUUUCCUAGGAGGAAAGUAUUUUUAUGGGACCUGCUCUUCACAAUGCACAGGUUUUGAAACCGAAUAUUGUCACUGUAUAAACAUACGUCAACAAAAUGAGUGUCCAAGGGAAAGGUUUCCCUUUGGACCUAGGGGGAAGCUUUACUGAAGAUGCACCAAGACCACCUGUUCCUGGAGAGGAGGGAGAAUUUGUUACUGUGGAUCCUAAGCCGUUCAGCAACAGUUACUACUCUGGAAAAAGUGAUGGGAUUAAAAAUGAGACCUCUACGGCAACACCUAGAAGACCAGACCUUGACUUGGGAUAUGAGCCAGAAGGUAGUGCUUCCCCAACACCCCCAUACUUAAAAUGGGCCGAAUCAUUACACUCCUUGUUGGAUGAUCAGGAUGGGAUUAACUUGUUAAGAACUUUUUUGAAGCAGGAAAAUUGUGCCGAUCUUCUUGAUUUCUGGUUCGCUUGCAGUGGUUUUAGAAAACGGGAAGGAAAUGACUUUAAUGAGGAUAAAAGGCUAAAACUGGCAAAAGCGAUAUAUAAAAAAUAUAUUCUUGAUAAUAAUGGAAUUGUUUCACGUCAGAUCAAACCAGCAACUAAAAGUUUUAUAAAAGAUUGUGUGUUAAAGCAGCAGAUAGACCCAGCUAUGUUUGACCAGGCUCAGAUGGAAAUUCAGUCCAUGAUGGAGGACAAUACAUAUCCAGUGUUCCUUAAAUCUGAUAUAUAUUUAGAAUACACUACUAUAGGUGGGGAAAGCCCCAAGGUUUAUAGUGAUCACAGCUCAGGAUCUGGAACAGGGAAAGCUGCCCCUGGAUAUUUACCUACCGUUAAUGAAGAUGAGGAAUGGAAAUGUGACCAAGGAGAUGACGAUGAUGGAGAAUCUGCACCCUCUAAUAGGCUUACCAAGCAGUUAAUUUUAGAAACUGCAUCUCAUCGUGCAGCACCCACUAGAAAAUUAAGCGAUGGUAGAGAAUUCAGGCCUAGCACAUGGAGAGAACCGGUUAACCCUUACUACGUCAAUACUGGCUAUGCUUUAGCACCUGCCACAAGUGCCAAUGAUAGUGAGCAACAGAGUAUGUCAAGUGAUGCCGAUACUAUGUCAUUGACGGACAGUAGUGUAUAUUUGAUGCAUUUUUUUUUAUGGUAUACAUUUUCUUACAGUUCUUCAACUAGCAAGAAGCAAACUGCACAUGAUGUGUCCAGGCCACUUUCUAUUGAGAGGCCAGGUGCAGUCCAUCCUUGGGUCACUGCUCAACUGCGCAAUGUUGUACAACCCUCGCAUCCUUUUAUCCAAGACCCCACAAUGCCUCCUAAUCCAGCCCCUAAUCCACUGACACAGCUGGAAGAAGCUCGUCGACGCCUUGAAGAGGAGGAGAAAAGAGCUGGAAAAGUACCCCAGAAGCAAAGGUAUGUUCAAGAGGUUAUCCAACGAGGUCGCGCCUCUGUCAGGCCAGCUUAUAUUCCACUGCUGAAUGUGGUACCAGCUGUCUCCGACAUGGAUCUCUCAGAGUCAGAGUUAAAACUACAGAAAAAAACUGGAAGUGCUACUCCACAACCUUGUGACAACAUUGUAGUGGCAUACUACUUUUGUGGAGAACCAAUACCCUACAGAACAAUGGUUAAAGGUCGAGUGGUUACCCUUGGACAGUUUAAAGAACUGCUUACUAAGAAAGGCAACUAUAGGUAUUACUUCAAGAAAGUGAGUGAUGAAUUCGACUGUGGUGUGGUAUUUGAGGAGGUGCGAGAGGAUGAUACUGUUUUACCCAUUUAUGAAGAGAAAAUCAUUGGCAAAGUUGAAAAAAUUGAUUAAAACCAUCGCCUUGAGGUUUGCGUAAUAACAGAAGGCCUAUGAAAGACUAUAAUGGAUUAAAUAUGUGCUGAAAACAUCACAUAAUCUCUCAACAGUCUCAUGCUGUAAUACUUGGGGUACAUGUUUUAAAAUGUAAAUCGCCACAGAAACCAGACUAACUACAGAUGUUAGUGACUGGUCAAUGGAACCUGCCAGUGGCGAUUUUCAGAUUCUGCUGUACUCGGAGUAAUAAAUGUAAUGUAGCAGUGUACAGUUAAGUUAGAUAUUGUAAUAGAACCUUGUUUAUAAAAGCUGCAUAUUUUUAUACAUUAUAAUAAAAUGGAAAGAAUUUCCAAUGUCACAGUGCUCUUAUGUAAAUGUUAAACAAUUAAGGUGCUGAAGUCACCAAAUGCGUCCAUCAUUUAUUAUGCAUUUAAUUUCUCUCUUUCUUAACUUUAAAAUAUUUACCACAAUUUAAUUUAUUUAAUUGCAAAAUCUGGUCAGCUCUGUAUAGUCUAUUUUUUUUUCAUUAUUGUUUUUUUCCUUUGUAUCUUAAGAGAUGCAGUUGCCAUAGUUCCGAGUGUAAGCACACUUUGACCUUAUGCAGGUAUCACUUAAUAUAAUAUAUACCUAAUUUUAUUGUUUUCGUAAUAGAGGGCUCUCUUGUGCACUGCAUUUGUUUUGAAGAGAAAAAAAUUUAUAUGUGUUUCCUGUUAUUUACUUUAUGUUCUAGACUGGCUUGCCAUGCCUUUUUGUGAUAAUUUAAAAUAAACUAUUUCAGCUUUACAUACAAAUUAAGCAGGGCAUAGAAUUGCAGGUACUUUGUGUUUUGGUAAAAUUAAAAGAUUAUUUUAGGCUGAACCUUAACAGGACAUGAAACUGAUGCCGCCUCCCUUUUUUAAAAAUUAUUAUUAAAUUAUGAUUGGUUCUUGCAUGUUAUUAAGGCUGGGGAAGAGAGCACACAGUUGAUUCUCUCCCUCAUUGUAAUGGCUUAAGACGGGGGAACCUUGGCCCUCCUGAUUUUUCAGAACUACAUUACCCAUGAUGCUUAAAGUGAAGGUAAAGUUACCUUGACGCUGAUCCCAAAUAUAAUUCUUUGUUCAAAAUUAAUAUGAGUUUCAUCCAUUAUUUAUUUUUUUUAAAUGUAUUGUAAAUCCAGUAAUCGCCGUUUAAAUUCCCUUUUUGCCGGUCCGCAAAUUCAACCCUUUUUUUUUUUUUUUUUUAUCUGUCUUGGUCACGUUUUUAGAUCAUCCAGUUGAAAAUCUGGCCGUUAGGCGGCCAUGACCCCACGUCAUCCGCCUACUUGAUGAUCUGCGCAUGCGCUACAAUCUAAUUCAGCAUCUGUGAAUACAGGAGCGUUCCCGUUUUGCGCAUGCAUACUUGUUUUAUUUAGGAAUCCACAUACAAUUUACACGUAUCACAUGCACAGUGGUGAUUGAAAUCCCCGAUUCGCGCAUGCACACUUAGACUGUUCAUCGUGAACACGCUUCUGAGAUUACGUAUAGAGCGGGUAGGACCGCUCUAUACGUCACCGCACAUAACAUCAGGAAAUAGAGGUUGGGAGGAGUUAUCGUCGAAACGGUAGGGAAAUAUAUAGCUAUAAAAAAAUCUAAAUAAAAAAAAAAAUCUAUAAAAUAAAGUUAGCGAUUUGCUUAUGGUAUGAUGAAAUAAUGCAUUGAUAUCUUUGGAUUUACUAAACAUUACCUUCACUUUAAGCACUCCAAAGUCCAGUUGAGCAUCAUGGGAAAUGUAGUUCUGAAACUUCAGGAGGGCCAAGGUACCCCAUCCCUGGAGAGAUGAAGUCUCUAACUGGCUGUAUUUCUUCUGCCUUUUUAUAAAAAAAAAAAAAAAAGUGAGAGAAUAGAAGUGUUGAUUGGCUGUCUGGAGGCUGCAAAAGAGGUACUUUUAACUAAUUAUUUUUAUCAUACAAAAAAUAUACAUUUUUAAGGAUAGUUUUAAUUAUUGGCGAACAAAAUAUAUAUUGUGCAUCCGUUUUAUUUCCCAUUAAAGGAAUAGUCUCUUUUAUCUUUAUUUGAAAAAGCAAGAAUAUAAGCAUAGGAGUCGGGCCAUUUUUGGUUCAGAACCUUGUUAGCGCUGUCUGAUUGGUGUCUAAAUGUAUACACCAAUCAGAAAGCGCUACCCAGGUGCUGAACCAAAAAUGGGCCGGCUCCUAAGCUUACAUUCAGAUAAAGAUAGCAAGAGAACGAAUAAAAAUUGAUAAUAGGAUUAAAUUACAAAGUUGCUUAAAAUUGCAAGCUCUAUCUGGAUCAUGAAAGUUUAAUUUUGACUUGACCAUCCCUUUAAAUGGAAGUAUUAGUCCUCCCCUUUUUCUUGUGAUAUUCUUCAUGAUAAGGACAUUUUUUACAUACAUUUUAUUGUAUUUCUGGAAGUCCCCUAAGAAAAUAUUUUCCUUUAUGGCAUUUUACUCUGUAUGCUUUGAAUUUGCAGAUUUGGAUAAACAGUAUGUUCUUAUUGUUGUUGGUUUUUGUUGAGCAAAUCUUCCAUCAAAUUUAAUUUAUUUGAAGCAUCUUGAUUCCUUUCCUGUAUUUGUGGCUUGUUAACAUCUAACUAUUUUCCAUGUUCAGAUAUAUUUGAUUUAGGAUAUAGCAGUGCAAUUUGAAAUCUAUGCUGGCACUUGACAGUGGAGUAAGGCAACUCAUGUAUUUUGUUAGGAUGCAUUAAUUGUACUAUUUUAUAAUUGUAUGUUAAUUCACAAAAUAAAGUACUGUAAAUAUUGGUAUUUAAGUUUGCAACAUGCCGAUAUAAGUUGUUGUUUUUAUAGGUAAAGAUUCCUUUUUUGGUUGUCUAAUUCAUUAAAUGUAAUAUAUAAUUUUUAUUUAAAACACCAAAGCACUUAAAUGUGUAAAACUUUUGGGUGUCUGCUGCAAGUGAACAUUUUAUACUACAAAAUGCCUUUUGUGGAAUUGGCCCAUUCAUUUUUUUUUUAGCUUUGCCCAAAAUAUAAUUGGGUUCUCAACAUAUUCCUUACAGUAAGCUUUAAUCUUUUGAUAGAUGGUUAGCUAUAAAAUGAUAUAUAUUGGUAACAAGAUGCAAAUGUUUAAUGCCGUCUUACAUUCUAUAUGAUUGUUAAAUAUUGUCAUACUGCGUUCGUAUUUAUUAUAAAAGAAAAAAGCUUGUAUUCUUUCUAUUGUAUUUACUGCAAUAAUCUUUUCUCAAUCAAAUAUAACUAUAUACAGCCACAAUACUCAAGUUGCUAUCUCUGACUAUAACAGUUUGCCCACACGGCACCGGAGUACUGUAAAACCAAGCCUAUAGAGUAUAACAAUUUGGUAAAACAGGACUAUGUAUAGCAUAUAGUUCCAGAAUAAAAAUAUUGUAAACUAA